Pristis pectinata (smalltooth sawfish) is the source of this 1098-nucleotide messenger RNA. RefSeq names its product fibronectin type III domain containing 5a (gene fndc5a). The transcript has 7 exons. Lineage: Eukaryota; Metazoa; Chordata; Chondrichthyes; Rhinopristiformes; Pristidae. Gene Ontology annotation, molecular function: protein binding. The record is from RefSeq and is a predicted model, not a curated record. Bases 264 to 1022 code for a protein of 252 amino acids.
UCCUGGAAACGAUUACAUUGCCUUUGGACGAUAUAUUGUUGCAAUCCUUUCGUGGGAUUUCUCCCUUCGCUCUCUCUGCUGGCAAGGACACUCGCGUUAAGGAAAAACUUCGCCGUCUGGAAUUGUCAUCGGGAUUCUAUUGUAGCUCUGUCCAAGGUUCUGAAAUGCAGUCUGCCUGUUCGGAGACGGAUACUACGGGCUCCGCUGCUGAGAAGUUACAUUGCAGUUUCUAGCGCAAUGGCACGUGAAGAUCUUCACUUCUGAUGUCGAGGGGCUUUGCAUUGCUUUCAGGAUGUGUGGCAAGGUUUGACGGAAUGGGCCGUUUUCUGGUGUACAUAAAAUCAACGGUGCUACUGUUUUUCAGCUAUUUUAACAUCUGCCUUAUCACAGCAGACCUAUUAGCAGCUCCUGUCAAUGUCACAGUGCGACAUCUGCAGGCCAACUCGGCAGUGGUAUCAUGGGAGGUUCCUGAUGGAGAUGCUGUCAUUGGCUAUGCUAUAUCACAACAGAGAAAGGAUGUGCGAAUGCUGCGUCUUAUCCAGGAAGUGAAUACCACAACGCGUUCCUGCAUACUGUGGGAUCUAGAGGAGGACACUGAGUACACCGUCCAUGUUCAGUCCAUCAGUCUGACAGGCAUUAGCCCAGCCAGUGAGCCUAUCUCCUUCAGGACCCCAAAGGAAGCUGAGAAAUUGGCCUUAAAAGAUGAGGUGACAACAAAGAUGCUGCAGCGGCGAUAUACACAAUUAAGAACAGGCGAGAUGAUCAUCAUUGUGGUUGUUCUAGUCAUGUGGGCAGGUGUGAUAGCUUUGUUUUGCAGGCAAUAUGAUAUCAUAAAAGACAAUGAACCUAACAAUAAUAAGGACAAAGCCAAGAGCUCCUCAGAAUACAGCACCCCAGAGCACCCAACAGGAGGGCUGUUACGCAGCAAGAUGCUGCCUGACCUGCUGAGUAUUCCACCACUUUAUGUUUCUAUACUAUUGGAUCCAACUCCCCGUACUAGAGGCAGAAUGACAGAUCUAUAAUAAAUCCUGUAAAUUUUCCGAAGAACAAGCCUUCUGUAAAUAUCAUUGAAGCCUGACUGCUAUGCGGCCAAGAGGA